AUGGCGUCUCUUCUCUCUACUGCCACUCAAGCCGCACAUUCAGCCGCAGUCUCGCUCAUGACCGCGGCAGAGGAGGAGGAAGCAGCGAAAACGUUUACUCUUGAGGGAAUAAAGGGAAGAAACGUAUUUGUCGGUGUGCCCGGAGCGUUCACUGGGACGUGCAGUGCACAGAUCCCCGGAUACAUCAAGGCCUAUGACCAGUUCAAGCAGAAGGGCAUUGACAAUGUCUAUGUUGUUGCUGUGAACGACGUCUUCACACUGAAGGCAUGGAAGGAGCAACUCGCCCCCGGUGGAACGCCCAUUCACUUCGUCGCGGAUGAUAAGGGCGCGUUCGUUGGCUCCCUCGGCAUGCUCUUCGAUGCGUCGGAACUACUCGGUGCGCCGCGAUCGAAGCGUUUCGUGCUUGUGACUGAGGGGGAUACUGUCACUCACGUCGCCGUGGAGCCCGUCACGUCCCAGUUGACCAUCUGCGCAGCGGACAAGAUACUGCCUCUGCUCUAG
Messenger RNA from Fomitopsis serialis, 501 nucleotides. RefSeq names its product Redoxin. NCBI's taxonomy places the organism in Eukaryota, Fungi, Basidiomycota, Agaricomycetes, Polyporales, Fomitopsidaceae. Gene Ontology annotation, cellular component: peroxisome; cytoplasm; mitochondrion. Bases 1 to 501 code for a protein of 166 amino acids. The transcript has 6 exons. Gene Ontology annotation, biological process: hydrogen peroxide catabolic process; cellular response to oxidative stress; cell redox homeostasis. Gene Ontology annotation, molecular function: thioredoxin peroxidase activity. The record is from RefSeq and is a predicted model, not a curated record.